AUGGCCUCGGUGGCCCAUCUCCACAAGCUGGUGGCCAAGAACGCGAAGCUGCUCAAGGCCGCCUGGCAUCAUGCUGCGAAGCUACUAGAGAAUCAACUGCCAGCCUCGAGUCGACCCACUCAAGCUCAAUUACGACCUGUUCUUGUCAAGAAUGCGCCUCGCCACCCACUCCACCGGAUUGCUCUGCUCAAGCAGAGCAAGGGAAGGUGGUACACCACGCAUAGUACCAUUAGCGCUACCAUUCGACGAUUCACAACGUCGGGCGCCCGCUCUUCGGGGUUGAAGUACGACCGCUCAGUGUUGCCCAAGUCCAGAAUCGGCUCAGCAGUCACUGCUCAAACCGGGCGAGCGCCUUUUGCUUCCACUCUUCGUCCAAACUUGACCGGUGGUACGCUUGGCAGGACGGCCGGAGGCUAUGCCUGGGGUUCUGGACGUGUAGGUGGUGCGAGGUACUUCUCGCAUGGCCCUGCCGCUCCGGCGCAGGUCAUCCAAAAUGUAUCUCAGGCCAUGAGGGCCUUUGCGAUAUCAGGACAAAAGGCCCAAUUCGAUGGCGUUAGCCCCCGUACUGGAGAGAAGCGGUACCGAACCGUUUCGGCUUUGCAGGAUCAGGUCAAUCGCACCCUCACACGAGUGCCAAAAGCCUCGCCUGGAUCCUUCAUUAGUUUCAACAUCAAUCCAACCAUCACAGCUCUGAGUCCCUUGAGCUCGAUCAAGGGCUUCAGCUCUUUUGCCCAGGAGAAGGAGAGCUUGAGCCAGGAGGGGCUCCUGGACAUCCUGUCCGUGGAUUUCUCGCGAGCGGUCAAAGAGCUCGCUGCGGUGCUCCGAGACUUGCAGCGACUUUCUGAGUUGGGCGACCUUCCAAUCACAUACGAUGCUUCGACUCUCAAGGUGCAUUUCCCAGGCUGUGACUCCAUGACUGUGGAGUCGCUCUGCAACGAACUGGGCGUCCAGCGCGGCGUCAUUCACCAGGAUGAAGACUUUGACGCAUUUGUAGGCACGGAAAUUGCGCUGCUAUUCCCGUUUGCACCCAGCAGGACUCCGUCCGAGUGCUCCUUUUACGAGAAAUCGGUCUCGGGCCGUCAGCAACCACUGGAUUGGCGCAACAUGAUGGAGGAUGCGCCUGUUGAGAAUCCGGAGACGUAUUCAACCCAGUCGGAGGAUGGCCAAGAAUUCGAGGAUUUGGCUCAGAAUCCGUGGAUUUCGUCUCCAUCUGGCUAUGGAAGCUUCCACACGAGCGAUGUCGAGGCCUAUUCGGAGGACGGCCACACCCCGCUCGAGUACCAGGGGAUUGAAGGGAUAUAUCGGUUUAUGGAGCAGUGCGAAUCGAGACGCUAA
Molecule: messenger RNA, 1335 nt
Organism: Westerdykella ornata
Lineage: Eukaryota; Fungi; Ascomycota; Dothideomycetes; Pleosporales; Sporormiaceae
Exons: 2
Coding region: 1-1335 (444 amino acids)
Biological process (GO): proteasome assembly
Molecular function (GO): proteasome binding
Source: RefSeq, a predicted model, not a curated record